Mixia osmundae IAM 14324 is the source of this 639-nucleotide messenger RNA. RefSeq lists its product as uncharacterized. The transcript has 4 exons. NCBI's taxonomy places the organism in Eukaryota, Fungi, Basidiomycota, Mixiomycetes, Mixiales, Mixiaceae. The record is from RefSeq and is a predicted model, not a curated record. Bases 1 to 639 code for a protein of 212 amino acids.
AUGCUCGUUUUGUUGACUUUCCUGCUGAUAUCCAUCAGCUUGGCCGCAGCAUCGCCAGUGACGUCCACUCCGGCAUCGGAAAUGAGUGAACGAGCGACCCCUCUCGGUUACAUCUUCACGCUCGGCUGGUCUUCCGCAGGAUAUUGCAGCGUGGCAGGCAACAAAUACGACAUCACGCGACACACUUGGCGCUCAUGGACCACCAGCAAAGUAUCAUUCAAAGUGCCUAUCGACGCACAGGACCUGCCCCUGUGCGUUCAAGGUGACUGCAAAAGGAUUGAAUACGACAGGUACUAUGAGGGUGGCACGCAUCCUCCGACACCCGACUAUCGCGGUAUGCGAUUCGACGACUACACUUCUACUAUCGUAGGAGGUGAGUAUCCGGGAUGCUGCGAGGCUGCUUUUGGCGUCAAAUUCUACCUCAAUCCACACAAUGGCGCAGGACAGUAUGAUACGGAGCGCGAAGAAGAAGACGGCGGCGCGUUCAUGGGAUUUUGCAACCCUCACAAACGCUCGAGUGUGAGUGGAAAAUCUUGCUACGAAGUUCUGGAUCAUCCGCAGCAACCUUUCGUGUUCGUUGCAGACUGCGUCGGUACGAGACUUCGACCGACGAUCUCAUCCACACCUUACUAUUCGUGA